Messenger RNA from Heteronotia binoei (common prickly gecko), 3891 nucleotides. RefSeq names its product REL proto-oncogene, NF-kB subunit (gene REL). The record is from RefSeq and is a predicted model, not a curated record. Gene Ontology annotation, biological process: regulation of transcription by RNA polymerase II; cellular response to stress; innate immune response. The transcript is spliced from 10 exons. Gene Ontology annotation, molecular function: DNA-binding transcription factor activity, RNA polymerase II-specific; RNA polymerase II cis-regulatory region sequence-specific DNA binding. Bases 177 to 1937 code for a protein of 586 amino acids. Gene Ontology annotation, cellular component: cytoplasm. NCBI's taxonomy places the organism in Eukaryota, Metazoa, Chordata, Lepidosauria, Squamata, Gekkonidae.
UCACUGUAAACGUCUCGUCAGUCCGGGGAAAUUCCCGGCGUGCUGGGGAGGAGGAAGGUUGUAAGUUGCCGGACGCAGCGAGAUCUGCCCAGACGGAGAAGAGAAAGAAAGCUCUGCGGACGCGGGUGCGGGCCUGGCCGAAGAAGCAGGGGUCCCGGGCAGGACAAAUCGGCAGCAUGGCCGGUGGUCACGAGCCAUACAUUGAAAUAUGUGAGCAGCCUAGACAAAGAGGCAUGCGUUUCCGUUACCAGUGUGAAGGACGAUCAGCUGGCAGCAUUCCAGGCGAGCACAGCACUGAUAUCAACCGGACUUUCCCAGCUAUCCAGAUUUUUAACUACUUUGGGAAAAUAAAAAUGAGAGUAACAUUGGUAACCAAGAAUGAGCCAUACAGGCCCCACCCUCACCGGCUGGUUGGAAAAGAUUGUGAAAAUGGCUACUAUGAAGCUGAAUUUGGGCCAGACCGCAGAGUCUUGAGCUUUCAGAAUCUGGGUAUACAAUGUGUGAAGAAAAGGGAGCUCAAAGAAUCCAUCAUCUCACGAAUCACAAAUAACAUCAACCCCUUUGGUGUGUCCCAAGAGCAGUUGCUCGCUGUUGAAGAGUAUGACCUCAACGUGGUGAGACUCUGCUUUCAAGCUUUCCUCCCUAAUGAACAUGGCGAUUUCAUGCUAGCUCUUCCUCCAGUCAUCUCAAACCCUAUUUAUGACAAUAGAGCACCAAAUUCAGCAGAACUGAGAAUCUGCCGUGUGAACAAGAAUUGCGGAACUGUGAAAGGGGGAGAUGAAAUUUUUCUCCUGUGUGACAAAGUUCAGAAAGAUGAUAUAGAGGUCAGAUUUUCCAAUAAUGAAUGGGAAGCCAAGGGAAUCUUCUCGCAAGCUGAUGUGCACCGCCAAGUAGCCAUUGUUUUCAAGACCCCUCCCUUUUACAAAGAUAUCUCUGAGCCGGUGACCGUGAAGAUGCAGCUGCGGAGACCCUCAGAUCAAGAAGUCAGUGAUUCGAUGGAUUUCAGAUACCUGCCAGAGGAAAAAGAUCCUUAUGGUAAUAAGGCAAAAAGACAGCGAUCUACAAUGGCUUUACAAAAGCUUAUGCAAGACUAUGACCCAAGUGUAUAUGAGAGGCCUAAAGCAGUUGCAUUCCAGACUGCUGCCACUGAGGGAAAGACAAUUAAGAAAGAAUUGAAUAUGUAUCAAUCCCAAACUGAAACUGUGGUCCCAGUGCAGAGAGCGCCUGCAAACCGAUCUCCGGUACCGUUGUACUGUUCUCGUCCCAUAAUCAAUUCAAAUGGGUGCUCAGCCCCAUCCCUGCAGAUGACAGGGUCCUUUAAGCAGGAUGCAGUUCUUCCUCCAUGCUGGCGUUCCUCGAUUCCGCAAGCCAACUUAAUGGUGGAUGCUUUUCAUCCUAGUACUCAGAAUGGUAGCACGGUGCCAGUAAGGCAGGAAAAUGGCCAGAAAUGGGCCAAUCAACCAGAUGCCCACAGAGGAUAUUUUAAUGCUACAAAUGGCCAAGGGUCAUCACCAUCAUCAGCUUCCUCACAAGAUAUUUUGAAUGUCUCUGGAACUGUCACUGGCCAACCUAUCCCACAUGCAACUGCCCCAAUAUCCAAUGGUGUCAACAUGGAGAUGGAGGAUUUUAGAUGUUCAAGCAUAACUGUGGAAUCUGUCGCUCAAGUUUUAAACUCAAGCAAUCACAGGAGACAAAGCCAGGCAACACCACAUGCCAGUACAUCAGUGGCUGCUCCUUGUAAUACAUCUUUGAAUUCCAUGUCCAAUGCAUUUGAGCUAAAUUCCUUCCACUUCCUGGACAGCCUCAAUGAGUCAAGACUACCUAGUAACCCCAGUCUUCAAAAUCAAAUCAACGGUCCUAAUAACCAGUAUUUUGGUUCAUACAUUGCCCAAGAAGAGCUCCUUAACCCUUUUGAUCAUUUUGAUGGCAUCCUUUAAAACUUAAGGAAUUCAGGUUGCCAGUAAUUUAUCUCAGUAGGAGAAUUAAUUUUUCCACAUGAGUGCUGUGAAGAUGUAGUGAUCCCCAUCUGGUUUGUCCUGCUAAAAAAUAUAUAUAUGAUUUUACACUGAGGAAACAAUUGAGUAGAGGAGUAAUGGUUUGGGGAAAAACUGGGCGAGAUUGAGUAAUCAUUAACCUUGCUUUUGUAAAAAAUAAUGAUUGUAUUCUUGUGCUGCUGAAGGAAAUUGAUGGAAAGGCAGAUGGCAUUUUGCUUGUUUUCUGUUCUAAGACUAGUUUUUAUUGAGGUAAACCAGUAAAAACUGGUGACUGUUGUAGCUUUUAAUUUUUCUGGCCUUGAUGAAUUCCAUUCGGGAGUGUUGUUUAACUGCUGUUAGGGCAGUUCCUGUAAAGUAAGAUCCAGUUGCAAAGCCCAUUGUAAAUGGAUUGAAAGUGCAUUAAUCAACAUGUGUGAAAGCACAUAAUGUUUCAGGAGGUCUUGUGGGGCUCAAGCAAUUAACAGUCAUUCCCAAUAGCUGUAGAAACCUGGAUAAGGAGGGGCAAACUCUUUCUAUAUACAAACUGUUGUGCCCCCAUUUUAUCAGGGUCUGAAUUGGCAUGAAUUGUUUGUAGAUUUGCUGGACUGGGACAAUAGCCCUUUGGCCUAUACACUUCUAUGUGGCUGAAUGUGACCCCUGCCUCCUGACAUUCAAAUGAGAUUCAAGUUCUGUCUUUCUUACUAUUAUAAGACCUCUGUGUGUGUGUAUUCUAUGCAAGUUCACUCAUUUCAAAGGAACCCUUUGGAGUUGUGGCUUCUGGUUUGUGUAGUUUCAAGGCACAUGGACCCGCAUGCACUCUGAAUGAAUGACAUAUAUCACAUUCUGUAGAAUGCUGAGAGAUUUUUUUCAAACAAGGGCCAUAUGUGUCCUAGGUACCCUAAACCUGGAGAGCAGUCACACAGAGAGCAGUAAACUACUGACAAUAACCUAUGACAAAGUUACUGAGCACUCUGAGUUUAUUUUCAAUAGUUUACUGUCUUAAGUACCCAUCCCUAGGUAUCCAUCAGUUCAAAAUGUUACUGCUUAGACAAGUUGUUAGCCUUAUUGUGCUUACUGGCCAUGCGGACUCCUUGUUCAAUGGGCAUUAUAUUGUCAAGGCAACUUGAUAAAGUUUCUGCAGGUUGUGGAUUCAGAGAGGCAUCUGUAGCACAGGGGGGACAAAUUUAUUUAUGUGAGUGAACUAGAGUUUAUGAGAUGUUGCCAGGCAUCUCACUGAGCCAUAUAUAACUGGAGAAAAUAGGAACUCAUUAUUUGUACCACAGACCAGAGGCCACAGAAUCUAUAUGGAAGCAACUUAUUUCACUUUAUUAGUACUUAUGUGUUACCACAUAAGUCUGCUGUACUUAUGUGUUACCACAUAAGUUAUGUGUAACUUAUGUGUUACCACAUAAGUCUGCUGGCUGGAGCUCUUCUGUUCUUCAUUCACCAAAACAUUCAGAUAUCUUGUUGUUUACCUCUUCCUUCAUGGCAGUAUAUGUGACAGUUUUGAAAUGGAAGAAGGACCUUUUCCCCCUGUAAAUCACUGUAUAAAAUGGUUUUGUGAAAGCCCUUCCUCUUGGCAGUAUUGCAAAUGGUCACAUCCUGAAACAUUCCUUUCAUAGUGUUCUUCAGGGCAAGGAAAAAUUAUCCUAUUUUAUUAUUUAAUUUUUAAGAGGAAAAGUAAUCUUAGUCACUCUACCACUUCAUGGCUAGAAGCACUGACUUGAAAGUUGUUGUUUUUUACUCAUUACUUCUAUAUGCAGUGCUUCCUCCUCCCCAGCUGACUUAAGUACUGGAUAUUUUGUUGACAGUUAUAUAUUUUCUUGUUUGCUUUUAGGCAAAUCUGCAUUUACAGUAUUGUAAUGACUAUGUCAUUUGAGUAUAGUUUUAUUAAAAACAAGCAAUAUCUUUUUUUAAA